CCCAUUUUCUUUGUUUUCUUUUUCUUCAAUGUUGAUUCUUUCUAUUUGUUGAUAAUAAUCGAAAAAAUCCAAUAAAUGCUAAGCAUGCAAAAGAAGCCCUAUUGGCAAUAAGUUUUACAUGAAAUUCCACAAGAUUCAUGUUAUAAAAUAGUUUGCUUUCCAUAAUGGAAAACUCUGAUAAGAGCAAAGUAGACAAAUCCAUUGAUAAAAAUGGUAAAAACAUAGGAAUCAUAAGCCGACCAAAUGCGUCACCUGGUUACUGGCUCAGUUGCCUUGUUCCAUUGGCAUUUCUUGUCACGAACAACCGGAUGCAGACAUGUUCCAAGGAAGAUGAUAAUUUGUUCCUUAUAUUCACCAUCGUGUCUAUGGGCAUGCUGAUGCAAUCUUUGGCUUUCUUUGCUUGUUUGGCAGUUGCUCCUGGGCGAUAUUUGAAAUUGUUCUUUGCUUUAAUGCCUGGUACAUUAACGCACUUUCAGCUACAGUAUUGGACGCAACAGACGUAUGGAGUAUGCCUCGCUCUUGGAUUUGGAGCUACGCUUGGCUAUCAGUAUGUGUAUGUUAGAGUGCUGAGAGGAUUUCCAAAAAGUUGUACCCUCGGUGAGGCGUGCAUAUUAGUUCAGGGUGUAGUUUUGUUCCUCAUCAAUGGAUUCUUUAGGAUUCCAAUGUUUUACAAAUCACCUCCGAUCGAAGAGUUUGGCAAAGUUAGUGCCAUUAUGACGGGUGCCCUAUUCUGCUUGCUUGUGGUAUCGUGGCUUCUAGCAACAUUUAAAGUGUUCAGAAGCCUUAUUCUCUUCUACCUUUCAAUGAUUUUAUUAGUAUUGGCUGUGUGUGUGAUGCCGGUUACAAAAGUCUUGCCCAUAAUAACCGUUUUCCAGUUUAUAUAUUCCGAUCUAAGAAGGGUAUACAUUGUUAUAUUCUACAUGACCAUGACUAUAGCAACAAUUCUAGCAGUCAAAUGGCAAAUGGGCAAUUCCGAACAAGCAUCGACAAGAGUUCGAAAGAUAUUCCAUGUUCUUAUUGUGUUAGUGUAUAUUCCAGGAUUAAUAUUCCAAUGUACAUUCCUUUAUCUUGCAACUGGAGUUGCACUAGCUGUCUUUUCCGUACUCGAUAUGAUACGAAUGCUGAAAAUUCCUCCUUUAGCAAGUGUUCUGGAAGAUGCAUUUGCCACUUUACACGAUGAAAAAGAUGCCGGCAAUAUAGCUUUGACUCCAUUUUGUCUUCUGAUUGGCUGCUCCUUGCCACUUUGGAUAAAUCCGUGUCCUUGUUCUGAAACAGACAGUGCGUCAGGAGUGAACUUAAUUGCGAUGUUAGCUGGAAUAUUAUCAGUUGGUAUCGGGGAUACCGCAGCGAGUGUGUUUGGUUCUAAAUUUGGAAAACACAAAUGGAGUGAAUCUAAUCGGUCUAUAGAAGGAAGCUUGGCUUUUGUUCUAUCCCAGUCAAUUAUAAUAGUACCGCUCUAUUUGUUUAACCUAGCUCCAGUCGAUGGCUUAAGUGUGAUUUCAACUCUAUCAGCAAUAGUGAUAACAGCUGGAGUUGAGGCCUUAACUGAUCAAAUUGAUAACUUAGUCUUACCAUUGGUAUUUUAUAUUGUUGUCAAUAUAAGAUAACAUAAAAAAAUAUAUUUACAUAAAUUAAA
Eupeodes corollae is the source of this 1636-nucleotide messenger RNA. RefSeq names its product dolichol kinase (gene Dolk). Gene Ontology annotation, cellular component: endoplasmic reticulum membrane. The transcript is spliced from 5 exons. Gene Ontology annotation, biological process: dolichyl monophosphate biosynthetic process. Lineage: Eukaryota; Metazoa; Arthropoda; Insecta; Diptera; Syrphidae. Gene Ontology annotation, molecular function: dolichol kinase activity. Bases 165 to 1607 code for a protein of 480 amino acids. The record is from RefSeq and is a predicted model, not a curated record.